GGAGACACUGGAGUGCAACUCACUUGAUGGUCAGUUUUCCUUGGAGCUGAUGCCCCUUCCCCAUCUCAGGAUCUGAAGCCAAGCCGAGGCUGGACCCUGGCAGAGCGGUGCCACGAACAGGAACCUCAAGUCCGACUGAAUCUCUGCUUUUCCAGAGGCACACACAGCUGAGAUCAUGGCAUUUGACGGCAGUUGGAAAGUAGAUCGCAAUGAGAACUAUGAUAAGUUCAUGGAGAAAAUGGGCAUUAACUUGGUGAAAAGAAAGCUUGCAGCUCAUGACAAUUUGAAAUUGACCAUCAGGCAAGAAGGGAAUAAAUUCACUAUUAAAGAAUCUUGCAGGUUUCGAACCAUUGACGUUGUGUUUGAACUCGGUGUCGACUUUGACUAUAGUCUAGCAGAUGGAACGGAACUCAAAAGACCACAAGCUUUUAGUGAUUAUGAUAUUCAAACACAAUAA
Molecule: messenger RNA, 457 nt
Organism: Peromyscus eremicus (cactus mouse)
Lineage: Eukaryota; Metazoa; Chordata; Mammalia; Rodentia; Cricetidae
Product: fatty acid-binding protein, intestinal-like
Exons: 4
Coding region: 176-457 (93 amino acids)
Biological process (GO): fatty acid transport
Cellular component (GO): nucleus; cytosol
Molecular function (GO): fatty acid binding
Source: RefSeq, a predicted model, not a curated record